CUGGUCUGGGGCUGCAACCUCACACUUAAAAUGCUUAAAGAAGGUACAACACAGAUUCCUUAAACGUCUGGCAGGUCAAACUAGAGGCACCGAUACAGUUAUGACUUCAAUUUUAUCUUCAGAUCACCAACAUUUUUCAAUGUCCCAACACUAGAAUCGAUUGGAUCUCACUUUCUGAGGACCAUAAUGACUGACGAGAUUGAUUCCUCAUACCUGUUGGGCUGCUUUGGACACCAUGUGUCACAGCGAACAAGCAGUGUCCUCAAGAUUUAACGGUUAGAUAUUGCACAUUUUGUCAAAUUUGCUUUAAUUUCUUCCAUGUCCUUAGUGCACUUUUAGUUAUCUUUUUCCAUAAGGUUUGGGAAAUUUUGAAAUAAUGCACAUCUGUGUUUUAUUAUACUCAUUUGGUAUAUUUAUAUGAAGAAUUUGUGUUUUUUUUUUUUGGUGUAUGAUUUUGCCUAUUAAUGGGCUUCUGCCUGUUAGCAAAACUGUAUAAACAUACAAAUAAAUAAAAGUUUCCACUACAAUGGAUGACAGAGAGUGUAGCCUGCAUGAGUAACAAAUCAAAUCUGGAGUCAGGGAUGGACUCAUGGUAGAGGAUUACAACAGCGGGAAUUUCUAUCAAUUUUGUGCUUGGUCUUGUGUAAUUGUGUCUAACUUACAUGGGUCCAAAAUAAUGUCCACAUCUAUUAUUAUUCAUUUCUGUCAUUAAAAAAAACCCCAAACAACUAGUUGUGUUUCCAUCACACAUAUGCACAAAACUUUAUCAAUUGUUAUCGUUCGCCUGGGGCCCCCAAACUGUUUUGUACGCCCCUGUUUGGAGUAAAUCUCUCCUGAGACUAAAGUUCAGAGUGAUGUCAGAACCACGGCACUGUACCUAAUGUGAACAUAACUUGUUGAAAUGUAUUUUCCUGCUGUUUUAGGAAUAUGUCAUCUCUGCUCUCAUAGUGGCACAGACUGGCACCUCCAGCCUCUCACGUGCGUUUUGCGCUGCGCCGCAUGGCUGUGAUUCCCCGCCGCAGCUUCAUGGAGACGACGUGUUUGUAAAAUCACACCGCUGCUGUCAAGGAGCCUCUUUUUUCCCCCUCUCUGUUGCCCUUUCCAACAAUUAGUAACGCUCACAGCAGCUCCCUCCUCCAGUUAUUGGAUCAGGAAGAAUGGACGCAGCUCCCACACUCUUGUUCCUGCUGUGCGGACUUUCUCUGGAGGCUGACUGGGAGCUCCAGGGCUCUCCUGUUUCUCCAGCCGAGGAUGCUAUCGAUUACAAGGAUCCCUGCAAAGCUGCUGCCUUUCUGGGAGAUAUCGCUUUGGAUGAAGAGGAUGUGCGGAUAUUCCAGAACGCCCUCAGCAGCAAUAAAGCACAACAUGCUGACACAAACUCAGCCACCCCCAGUCAGGACGGUCAAACAUCUCCAGACGGUAAAAGCCAGCGCCGCCGUCGCAGAGCAGCCACUUCCAGGCCUGAGCGAGUGUGGCCCAACGGCAUCAUCCCUUAUAUGAUCAGCGGCAAUUUCAGUGGCAGCCAGCGAGCCAUUUUCCGCCAAGCGAUGCGACACUGGGAGAAACACACAUGUGUGACAUUUAUAGAGAGGACAACAGAGGAGAGCUACAUCGUUUUCACCUACAGACCAUGUGGGUGUUGCUCCUACGUUGGGAGGAGAGGUGGAGGCCCUCAGGCCAUCUCCAUCGGGAAGAACUGCGAUAAGUUUGGCAUCGUGGUCCAUGAACUCGGCCACGUGAUCGGCUUCUGGCACGAGCACACUCGCCCCGAUCGUGACGAGCAUGUAAGCAUCGUCAGAGACAACAUCCAAGCAGGACAGGAGUAUAACUUCCUGAAGAUGGAACCAGAUGAGGUCGACUCACUGGGAGAGGUGUACGACUUUGGCAGCAUCAUGCAUUACGCAAGAAACACAUUUUCCAGAGGAAUCUUUUUGGACACAAUCUUACCCCGUUACGAUGUCAACGGAGUCAGGCCAGCUAUUGGACAGAGGACCAAACUUAGCAAAGGGGACAUCACACAAGCCUGCAAACUCUACAAAUGUGCAAAAUGUGGGGACAGCCUGCAGGAGAGCACAGGAAACUUCUCCUCUCCUGGUUUCCCCAUCGGGUAUUCGGCGUACUCUCACUGUGUUUGGAGGAUCUCUGUCACUCCGGGAGAAAAGAUUGUUCUAAACUUCACCUCCAUGGAUCUGUUCAGGAGUCAUCUGUGCUGGUACGACUACGUGGAGGUCCGAGACGGGUUCUGGAGGAAAGCUCCUCUGAGAGGUUUGUUUUUAUACCCGUGUUACAUAAUCAGAGCUUUGAUGAGCCAGCUGAUAGGAAGCGCCGUUAUCUCCUCACGGGUUUUUGCAGGUCGUUUUUGUGGAGACUCACUGCCAGAUGCAAUCGUGUCCACUGACAGUCGACUGUGGGUGGAGUUCAGAAGCAGCAGCAGUUGGGUGGGAAAAGGCUUCUCAGCUGUUUAUGAAGCUAUUUGUGGGGGAAAAGUGGAACGAGAUCAAGGUCAGAUUCAGUCUCCCAACUAUCCAGACGACUACCAGUCCAACAAAAUGUGUGUGUGGAGGAUUACUGUACCAGAAAGUUUUAAUGUCGGCCUCUCCUUUCAGUCCUUUGAGACUGAAAAACACGACAGCUGUGCCUACGACUAUGUGGAGGUGAGGGAUGGCGGUUCAGAGAGCGACCCGCUGCUGGGACGAUUCUGCGGCUACGACAAGCCGGAAGACCUGAAAAGCAGCUCCAACAAGCUCUGGCUCAAGUUUGUGUCUGAUGGAUCGGUCAAUAAAGCUGGGUUUGCUGCGAGCUUCUUUAAAGAGAUGGAUGAAUGCUCCAGGCCUGACAGAGGCCACUGCGAGCAGCGCUGCGUGAACUCUCUGGGCAGCUACAGAUGCGCCUGUGACCCUGGAUAUGAGCUGGCGGCGGACAGACGAAGCUGUGAGACAGCUGCCUGCGGUGGCUUCAUCACCAGUCUGAACGGCUCCCUCAACACCCCCGGCUGGCCCGGAGAUUACCCACCCAACAAGAACUGCGUCUGGCAACUAGUGGCCCCCACUCAGUACCGCAUCACUCUACUCUUUGAUGGUUUUGAAACUGAAGGCAAUGACGUUUGCAAGUACGACUUUGUGGAAGUUCGCAGCGGGAUGAGCCCUGACUCACAACUUCACGGGAGGUUCUGUGGUGCGGAGAAACCCGACGCCAUCACGUCCCUGCACAACAACUUGAGGAUCGAGUUCAAGUCAGACAACACUGUGUCCAAGAAGGGCUUUAAGGCACACUUUUUUUCUGAUAUUGACGAAUGCUCCAAAGCUAACGGAGGCUGCCAGCAUGAAUGUGUCAACACCUUUGGAAGCUACACCUGUCAGUGUCGCAGCGGCUUCAUGCUGCAUGACAACAAACGGGACUGCAAGGAAGCGGGAUGUGAUCAUGUUGUUAGCAGCGUAUCUGGCACAAUCAGCAGCCCCAACUGGCCCGACAGAUAUCCCAGUAAGAAGGCCUGCACGUGGUCACUGUCCACCACCCCGGGCCAUCGAAUCAAAAUUGUUUUCAACGAGGUCGACAUGGAGACUCAUCUGGAGUGUGCUUACGACCACUUGGAGAUCUUUGACGGGAAAGAUGAUCGCACGCCGACACUCGGACGCUUCUGUGGCACAAAAAAACCUUCCCCAGUCGUGUCCAGCAGCAACAAAAUGUUCCUGCGCUUUUUGUCUGACAACUCGGUUCAAAAGAGGGGAUUUGAAGCAUCAUAUAGGGCAGAAUGUGGAGGAAGUUUAAAGGCUGAAGUCGAGACAAAAGAUCUGUACUCUCAUGCACAGUUUGGAGAUAACAAUUACCCCGGAGGCUCCGACUGCCUCUGGGUGAUCACUGCUGAGAAGGGCUACGGAGUGGAGUUGAUCUUCCAAGUGUUCGAGAUCGAGGAAGAGGCGGACUGCGGCUACGACUACGUGGAGUUGUACGACGGCGCAGAUGUCAAAUGUCCACGGCUGGGACGAUAUUGUGGAUCUGGGGCUCCAGAGGACGUUUACUCAGCUGGAGACGCCAUUGUUUUAAAGUUUCACUCUGACGACAGCAUCAGUAGGAAAGGCUUUCACGCACGUUACACCAGCACAAAAUUCCAGGAUACUUUACAUGCGAGCAAGUGACCCUCUGAUCCAAAAUGGAGACUCGAAGCCUAGAAUUUGGUGGGACACACCCAUCUCCAGGCAGAGAGUAAAUGCAUGGGUUGACACCACAAAUACCGACCUACAUUCUUUGCAUGUGUUAGACUGAGGGAGAGGUUGCAGAAAAAUCACAUCUGUAUUUCUCUUCACUCUGUUUAGUUCAAGAGGAGCAUUUCUAGGAUUCUAGUUAUGAAAAUAAUGAAUAAAUUCAUAAAAAUAUAUCAUCUGUAAUAGAGUUUGCAGUGACUUCUUACUUUACUCUUUGACAGUGUGACCUACACAAAAAAUUAAUAAAAUUGAUGUGAUUUGUGAUGCAAAUGCUCAGUGAUUAGAAUCAACAUUUAAAAUUUCCACAACUUUUUUCUUUUGUUUCUGGAAUCAUAAAAGAUUUAUAUCCAGUUACCAAAUAAAUUAUGCUCAUUUACUGUUUAAAACCAACCGAAAAUUAAGCCAAUGAUUAUGUCUGCAAUUAUUUGAUCUUAUCCUGACAAAAAGUUUAAUAAAACAUGCUCAAAAACAGUUAUAUUUAUGUAAUUAACCAUCUUAUGUACAAUAAAAAUGCAAAUAGGCAUAGGAGCAAUCAAAAUAUGUUUUAGUAUUAUGACUUUCCAUCAGCUGGAACAGUUUUCUAAAUAUAAGCAGCGCAAAUGUCCUUCAGUUUUUAUUUUUAAACCACAUUAACUUUAAUCCAAAAGUUUAGGCGAUCUGGACAAUAAUGGAAGCCACUAAUCUCCACCAACUGAGCUAAUAAGAGCUACAUGAUUGCAUCAUUAAAAAUACAAAUUUACUCUGCAUAAAACCAGAAUAUUAGUGUGCAUGUGAAUGCGGUAAGUGUUUAACCUCUUAAGACUCGAGCUAAUAUUUGAGCUAACCCUUUACACACAUAGUGACAGGUAAGCAAAAUAAACUAUAACCCCAAAAUGUGAUGUCCAUGCAUGUGGUCG
Messenger RNA from Oryzias melastigma (Indian medaka), 5098 nucleotides. Its product is annotated as bone morphogenetic protein 1. The record is from RefSeq and is a predicted model, not a curated record. Gene Ontology annotation, molecular function: zinc ion binding; metalloendopeptidase activity; calcium ion binding. The coding region runs from base 1158 to 4136 and encodes 992 amino acids. Gene Ontology annotation, biological process: proteolysis. NCBI's taxonomy places the organism in Eukaryota, Metazoa, Chordata, Actinopteri, Beloniformes, Adrianichthyidae. The transcript has 19 exons.